UGGCAGCGCCCCCUGCAGGAACAGACGGGGGAUGUCACUCAGGCUUUGUCGGUAAAUAUUUACAGUCUGGGUUCUUAUCCCUCAGACUUUGUGUUUAAACUUGUUGUGCAAAGAGCAAGGAGUAAAACACACCUGAAGAGACAAAAUCAUCCUAUAGGGGGAGCACUUUGAAAUUCAGUAAUUGUGACUAAAGAUGAUUUAUUUUUUAGAUUCUCCUGAUGGAUUUCUAAGUGACUUCAACUUUGUGUGUGUGUGUGUGUGUGUGUGUGUGUGUACUCAGGGACAUGCUGAUCACAGACCUGGCAGCCUCGUUAACCUUUGCAGAGCUGUGUGUGGAGGUGAGAGGGAUGUGCAGCAUUGCCAGGCAGCAGCCCAUCACACUGAAGUGGAUCGAUGAUGAAGGGGACCCUUGUACGAUCUCAUCUCAGAUGGAGCUGGAGGAGGCUUUUCGUAUCUACAACCGGACCAAGAAGUCUGGACUGCUGCUGCACGUGUUCCCCAGUAUCCCGGAGCGCCCGGGCAUGCCCUGCCCCGGAGAGGACAGUGAGUACAGCAGCUCUCUGUUUUCCCUCUCUGACCUCUCUCUUUAGAGCUCCUAAUCACAAGCAGACUGCUGAUGCUGUGUCGUCAUGGCAACACGAGUUAAAGCAGGUGAAGCUUGUACUGUAUGUACCUGCCACCGGGCUGUGGUGUGAG
This is a messenger RNA of Labrus bergylta (ballan wrasse), 696 nucleotides long. The record is from RefSeq and is a predicted model, not a curated record. Lineage: Eukaryota; Metazoa; Chordata; Actinopteri; Labriformes; Labridae.